ACCGAACACUGAUUUGUGGAUAUCAAUCACGUGAUGGUUCGUGCUAAUCACAGCUGAGCUCCGAGUAACCACCGUGCGUAGAGCAUCCCCAUGGGGCCGCAGAGAUUCAGCUACACACGAGCAGCAGAGCAAUUGUUCCAUACCCACAGCCAAACAGGCCCAGUCAGCGAGCAUCACGAAUUGACUGACCUGAGGCGUCAAUCGGAGCGGUUAUAGCCCUCCUAUUCUCAACGAGCACAGCGGAGCAGCAAUACUUCAUCCUAGCUUGCACGACACACUACUACCCUUUCGAGCGCUCUACAAAAUGCCCGUCUACAUACUCCACGGCUUUCGCUGGCCCCGCGAUGGCUUUAUGGGAAUCCGAGUUUUUAUUGUCCUUCACAAUGUCGAGGAAGCGGCCGCAGAGUACCUUCAACAACCAGUCACAUCCCGCGAGCUUCUCAAGACAUUCCAAAGAAUAGAACCGGACAUUAUGGCCAGGAUACCCGAAAUUCAUUUCAUAGAACAAUACGACCCCGAUGACCUCGAAGGCGUUAGUCAACCGUACGCGUAUGUUGCAGACAAAGUGAUCACGUUACCGGACAAGACGAUGCCAGAGAAUGGAUUGAGCAGAAAUGUUGAGGAGAUCCUUAAACUAGGCUCUGAACUGUCAGAAGAAAGCUCGCAAGCGCUAGAAGAGCUUAGGGCCAAAUACGCAGAGAAUGAGAAAAUCGGCUGGUGGGUCGUCUACAACGGCGAUCCUGACCGAGCCUUUGACGAGGACGAGGAAACCGAAGAGGAGGAAGAAGAGGAGGGGGAGGAGGAGGCAGCCUCAAUUGAUAGCAGACCUCGUACGGCCGCAUCCAUGAUUUCUAGGCCCCGUACAGCUGGGAGCAUUUUCAGACGGGAGCCGCGAGAGGAGAAAGUACCGCCAGUGCCUCCGCUUCCAAAAGAAAAGCUGCGACACAGACUUUUUGGUAGAAAGGGCGCCUGAAAUUAGCCAUUGGCUGGACGAGCUGUACGUCUCGGGCUUGCAUAUUUUCUGGUUCGAGCUUCCUCUCGAUACACGGUCUUAUCAGCUGGCAAUCGAUUGAGCGGCGGACUAAUUUCGGGUCUAUAUAAUAUUUUGUUUUUUUUGGAAAAAUUGACGCUUCUCAGAGCACCUCUCUGAGGGCACGUACAUAUGUUAGUACAUAUGUUGGAUUCAUCGGCGAUGGUUAUGUUGAUAAUGUCUCUCUUUUCUAAUGUAUAAUAAUCGCUAGCAUGACGUUUACAAAGCAUCUGAAAGCAUUCCAGCGGAGUACCAGGCCUCAACUAUUUACCAGAAUUCAUCAGUCAAAGAAAGAUCAUGUGUAUCUUCAUCAAGAGUUA
Paecilomyces variotii is the source of this 1350-nucleotide messenger RNA. RefSeq lists its product as hypothetical. Bases 305 to 973 code for a protein of 222 amino acids. The transcript is spliced from 2 exons. Lineage: Eukaryota; Fungi; Ascomycota; Eurotiomycetes; Eurotiales; Thermoascaceae. The record is from RefSeq and is a predicted model, not a curated record.